CGUUCGACCUUGUUUUUGUUGUUUAAUUUUUGAGUGCGGCUGCGCGUUACUCAAUGCUUUCGCCGUUGCUGACACGACCUGGCAGCAAAAAUAGUGUCAAUCACAGUGGAUUUGCGUGCUAACUGUUUCGAUUUUUGACCGGGGAGCUCAGGAGAAGAACUAACGAUAGAAACGAUCACCUUAGCCUGCGACCAACCGACCUCUCCCGUAUGUGAUCGCCCUCCUCGUCGACGGACGCUACCAGCGAGGGCCAAGGGACAAAAUAGCGAAACGCCAUUAUAUGAUCAAGUGUCCAGCGUCACUUUUCACCUCCAUGUGGGUGAGGGAGUUGUGUGUGUCAGAUUAUGGCGAGAAAAACAGUUAGCAGGAAAAGGAAGGCAGGAGAGCCCAAGGACCAACAACAGCUGGGCUGGUGUCAGGUGCCACACAAGCGGAGCCAUGUUUCUUGUUCGUCCCGUCAUGCCCAGCCAUGGUGGUGCAGUCGCCAGUCUGUGGUAUGUGCUCUCCGUGGGCGGGAGUUCAGACCUCAGCAGCAACAUGAGCUGCAGCUCCAGCGGAGCCUACGGGGCUUUGCAGCGGGACGGCUCCCGGGUAUCCUGAAGGAGAAGGAGUUCUCUCUGGGCAGACUCAACAAGGUGUUUGCUUCACAGUGGCUCAACCACCGGCAGGUUGUGUGUGGGACCAAGUGCAACACGCUUUUUGUAGCAGAUGUCCUGACGGGGCAGAUAACCCGUAUUCCCAUGCUGAAGGACAGGGAAUGUCACUGUUCAGGCUCCACAGCUGUGGGUGCUAUGGUGGCGUGUCGACACUACUACCCGACUGGAGGUUCUCGAUCACGAAUGGACCAGCAGGGCUGUGGAAUCCAUGCUAUUGAACUCAAUCCCUCCAGAACACUGCUCGCUACCGGAGGAGACAACCCCAACAGCUUGGCCAUCUACCAGUUGCCCACACUGGAUCCUGUCUGUGUUGGAGAUGAUGGCCACAAUGACUGGAUCUUUUCUAUAGCAUGGAUCAGCGACAACAUGGCAGUUUCUGGCUCCAGAGAUGGCUCCAUGGGCCUGUGGGAGGUGACGGAGGAAGUCAUGAGUCAGGCUGAAAGAAGCCAGACGGAGGAAGCAGUACCCUCCUACGCCCACAUCUCCCACCGUGCCCUCAAGGACAUCCCAAAGGAGUGUACCAAUCCGUACAAUUGUAAAGUCCGUGCCCUGGCAUUCAACAACAACCAUAAAGAACUGGGUGCUGUGUCUUUGGAUGGCUAUUUUCACCUCUGGAAAGCUGAGCAAAGUUUGUGUAAGAUAUUGUCCACUAAGCUACUUUACUGCAAAGAGAACGUGUGUUUGGCUUAUGGACAGGACUGGUCAGUGUACGCUGUAGGGUCUCAGGCCCACGUCUCCUUUCUGGAUCCACGGCAACCGACACACAACAUCAAGUCAGUCAGCUCCAGAGAGAGAGGAAGUGGAAUCCGUUCAGUGAGUUUCUAUGAGCACAUCGUGACAGUGGGCACCGGCCAAGGUUCGCUCCUCUUCUAUGAUAUUCGGGCUCAGAGAUUCCUGGAGAACCCUUUGAAUCCUGUUGGAGGAUACCGGAAGUGCCCAGGAGAUGGCAUCCUCAAGCUCACCACUGGGAAAGGCUGGCUGAAUCACGAUGAGACGUGGAGGAGUUACUUCUCAGACAUUCAUUCCUUCCCUAACGCCGUGUACACCCACUGUUACGACGACUCUGGCACCAAGCUGUUUGUCGCGGGCGGACCUCUGUGUUCUGGCCUGCACGGGAACUACGCGGGACUGUGGAGUUAACCUCUUUGUCUCCUCCACUGCCACCACAUCCUCAUCAUCCAGUCCCCCAAGUUGGUUGCUCUCACAUGUGGACUCAGGAACAUGACUAUUGUUCUUGUGUAUAUUUGUACCCUUCAUUAUUACAUCCCCUCUUCUCUGCAGUUUAUGCUUCAUUUUAGUUUUUCCAUGUCAAAAUGUACAAACAAUUAAGUAGUCAUUUUCCAGAGCUGCACUGUGGAACUUAGUAGUAUUGGAAAUGAUUAAGAAUGAAGCUACACGUGUUCUCCUAAUUUAAAAAUAUUCUCAUCUAACCCACAAGGAUUAGGUUAUGGUCCUUUUUCUUUCUUCUUCUUUUUUUUUUUUUUACACAAUGGUAGUAUUUACUGCUGCUUUGUCUGUGAUAUGAGUGUCUUUGUGAAAUAUUUGUCAAAUUCUCUCUCAGAAAAGUAAUCUUUCUUCAUUUUCUUACUGAAAUAAAUGGCAAUAAAUAAAAGCGAGGCAGAGAGGAGGAGGACUUAAGGUGGUGUACAUGUUUAAGGACUGAAGCGGAGUGCAGGUUGAGGCCUGAGGCUUGGAGAGAGUUUGGUAGUUUGAACAGCCACAAUCCUGUUCUACAACAAUCAAAGAACUUCUGUCUGAAGUCAAAUGAAGAAGCCAAUGAAAAUGGGACUUUAUGUUGAUAAAUCUCUCACUGAAACGAUGUAAAGGUAAAACAUUAAGAUUGCUAAAUGUGUUCUGCUUUGAAUUAAUCUCAACAAAUGCUUAUUUUAUGGUUUGACACACCCUGGUACCCCUGAUGAUGAUGAUGAUGAUGAUGAUCCAGCUCUUUUCUCCUCUGCGUGUCACCUUUAUUCAGUAGAUCAGGGGUAUUUAUAUUGGCUUUUUUAAGUGAUCUGUUGUCUUUUAUUUUCACUUUGGCUUGUGUUCCUGACCUUUUUGAACAGAAUGUUUUCACAUUCAUUGUAGCCAUUCUUGUCAUUAGAGAUUUCCCCUAAAAUGUGUGUGUGUGUGUGUGUUUAAGUAGCAGGUUAAGCGUCAUCACAUCAGAUUGGGUAAAAUAACAGUGAAGCCUUUAAUGACUGGAUUUAAGAUCUGCAGUGGCUCACUUUCAUCCUCUCAUCUGAGCAACAAGGAUGAAGAAGUAAUGAUUUGUCUACAGGCACAUUACAUGUACUGUCACAGUUGUAAAUCUCCCUCUUCUUUUUAUAUCAAGGAGUGAGUGAUUUGUGCUCUGCUCUUUGUUUGGUGGAAGCAGGGUUGACUUGAGUUCUGUAUUUUUUUGCCUUCCUCGAGUCUCUCUCUCUCUCUCUCUCUGUAGGUCUACUACAGCCGAUCACAGUUUUCCCCUUUCAACAAGGAACUUCUCUGCGAUGUUCAUGAUAAUGGCAGAUUGAAAAUAGGAGACCCCAAAUUACGGCCACGCGUUGAACAACACUUAAAAAAGUGUAUUUUAUAUAUAAGCGUGUAUAUGUGUGUGUGUAAAAUACAUAAAAGACAAUUGCAUACAUUUUUAUGUAUAUGUCUGAGGAAGUAUGUGGGUUAAUGUGUCUAUUUGGUGAUGCCUUGUUUUUUUUAUAUAUAUAUAUAUAUAUACAUGCCUCAUGAAUGUUUUUACAAAUGAUUGAACCUGAGGAUAUUGUAAGAUAAACACCUGAAAAAAAUAUUAAAUCUUUAAAAAGAGUAAAUAAUAAAAAUGUAUAUUGAUGUAA
Molecule: messenger RNA, 3484 nt
Organism: Solea solea (common sole)
Lineage: Eukaryota; Metazoa; Chordata; Actinopteri; Pleuronectiformes; Soleidae
Gene: dcaf12
Product: DDB1 and CUL4 associated factor 12
Exons: 9
Coding region: 345-1796 (483 amino acids)
Cellular component (GO): Cul4-RING E3 ubiquitin ligase complex
Molecular function (GO): protein binding
Source: RefSeq, a predicted model, not a curated record